Penicillium waksmanii is the source of this 2799-nucleotide messenger RNA. Its product is annotated as F-box domain protein. The coding region runs from base 1 to 2799 and encodes 932 amino acids. The record is from RefSeq and is a predicted model, not a curated record. NCBI's taxonomy places the organism in Eukaryota, Fungi, Ascomycota, Eurotiomycetes, Eurotiales, Aspergillaceae. Gene Ontology annotation, molecular function: protein binding. The transcript is spliced from 3 exons.
AUGUGGAGAGGUUGGGACGCACAGCCACUCUCCAAGGGCAUCUUCAACUCGGAUGCCGCCAAUUCCGCAUGUCGUGGAUCGCUGGUGAUCAUGGAGGAGGAUGCCUCUUCCCCACGAGAGACCGGCGUCUUUGACCGGCUGCCGCCCAAAGUAAUCGAGCUCAUUCUUUAUGCCGCCGAUGCGAAUACCUUUGCCUCUCUAUCUCUAUUAACGCGACAAUGGAGGCGAUCAUCAGAAUCACCAGCACUGUAUACACAUCAGUUGUCGCGUUGUCCCUCCUUUGCUUGGGCGCGGGGCACGACUCUCACGUCUGGUGAGACGGACAAGGACAGCCUAUCCACCCUCAAGCACCUAUUUCAGGAAGAAAUCAGACGAAAUGCCUUUGACGUAUUUCUGCGACCCCGUCGGACUCUGGUCCGCUUAAUUUCAAGCUCAAUGAGCUCGUCUACCGCCUUCCCCCAAGGUGAAGUAUUUCGUUUCUCUUUCUCAGCAAAUGGCCAUCUGGUACUCUGCAUCAGUUCAUCCCGCAUCGUGAUCUUGGACUUGGCUGCAGAUUCGGUGACUUUAAAAUACGAAUUAAAAACCCGUCGCCGACCUUUGGGGGCUACCAUUCACAAUGAUGGCUCUCUCCUUGCGGUAUUGUCAUCUACACACAAGAUCAAUAUCUACUCGCUCUCGGAUGAAGACGUGAAAUUGAUACAGACAAUUGCACUCAAUGAUGCGCCCCGUGACUUAAUUUUCUCCCCCACAGGAAGUGUACUAGCUUUGUCCUUUGGGGACUGUAUCGAAGUACAUUCCGUCGGGGAAGCAGCUCUACCGACAGAACGUCGAGCAGCUCGUUGCCCACGAGUCGAUGCAAUCUCAUUCUCCCCAGAUGGUUCCAUGGUGCUUGGAUCGCCAGUGGACCCCGAACUAGAUGGCAUUGUGACAAUCACAGCUCCGUUCUAUACCGAACCAGGAAUCGACGCAACGCCCCAAGAAGUGCAAAUGCGAAUGUGGACAACACAGAUCCUAUUCCCAGAAAUCACGCCUGGCUUCACACAUGCAUGUCUAAUAGAUGGCCAUGACGAAUCAGAUGAUAGCUGGAUCCUCGGAUACGAUAUUCAACUGGCAGCUUUCAGAGCAAUCAAAACUAACAAUGUUGGAAUGAGUGGUGUCUACUUUGCCAGCCCAUUUUCGGCAGAGGAGCCACGAGAAAUGCAGCCCAUUAUGCUUCCUACAACAGAUGAGGCUGGCGAACUUGCUGCUUUGGGUUUUCAAGACUCGGAAGUAUGGGUUUAUGGCAUACCGAAGCGCCUUGAUAUUCCUUCAACAAGUUCGACUCCUGAUCCAGAUGAGAGCACGGAAACUCGUUUCAGUGGUGAUCAUCAUUAUGAGGGUCGAUCUCCUCCACGUGAUAAUUUGGUGCAGUUACACAAGAUCAUUCAACAGCCUAAGGCAUUGAUUCGUGGCCGUCAAGUAACUGACAUGCACGGUAUGACUGCCGCUAAAUGGGUACACUCGACAGAGAAAACGACCUACCGACGUCGAUUGGUUACUGUGGCACCGGGUGGUGUACGUCCACAGUUAUUUGGCGAAGAGGAUGUCCCCGUGGACGGCGGACGCAUGCUUGUCCUGGACUUUGAGCGUUCGACUGCCAAUGGCGAGGAAGUCGAACUUGAUAUUGAAGUUGGAGAAACAGAAGCAAAAAUGCUGAUGGAGCCAGACUCGUCCUUGGAUACGGAAGUCGAGCUAGAAAGGAGAAGAACUCGCUUGCACCGUGGUGAUACUGACUCGACGGCCCUCAGUCACCGACCUUCACGAAUGCAUCCACGGUCUACAAGCCAGACAUUGGUACCCAUCCUUCGUCGCAACAGUCUAUCUGUGCCUAUAUCACCCGAGGAAGUCACAGCGGGGAAUGUGCCAGAGAUUCCCUAUGAUAACACCCUGCCACGCUCCCAAGAUACACUUCACCGGGCUGCUACAGCCGCAGCCUCAACCCGGGGAAGGUAUGACCCACGGUAUCGUAAUGUUCCCAGCCGCCGUUACGUACCCCAUGAAAGUGACGCCGACAACUGGGUACCACCGCCUCCCCAUACAAGCGCGAUGCCGAUGGACCUUUGCCAGACCAUUUACGGCAAACUCUUCUUGGUAGCACACCGGGUAACAAUCUUCGGUCUGAUGACUCGGCAUCCCAGCAAAUACAGAGAGCCCAAACUGCCCGUGUUCCACGACCAACCUCAGAGGAUCGCCCACGCCCACAAUCAGCCAUCCUCCAGCGACUGGGCCCCAUUUCUAUACGCCCUGCAAGAGCUCGACGAGAGUCUGGUGCAUCUCAAAUUGGAUGUUUCCCAAGCUUCGCAACAAAUUCUUGUCACGGAGAGCUCCCCAGUCAACACUUGGCCUCGACCCCAAACUGCAGGACAUGUGGUUCCAAUCGUGACGGGUCAACAUCCUUAUCUCCAACCACUUCCGCAACUAGCAGUUCACCCAGCCGAGGAGGCCACCCGAGAACCAAUCAUGCCUAUGCCUUCACUGGGAGCUACCAUGCUCGGGGAGGCCUACCUGCCAUACUCGGUGUCAUCUCCGAAUCUGCUCCACAUCCCGCAACCAAGUGGUAAUGCAUUGGACAUUUCAGCUGCGGAGGACGAAGCGCAAAUACCGGAACGACAACGAUCUUUCCGCCGGCGGGUCUCGACAGAGCCAACCAGCCUACCGCCCUCCGAGAAUGUAGAGUGGCGGCGGCGCAUCGAGGAUUGGAACGAACAUACCAUCCGGGAACGAAGUCGGAAACGACGAAAUAAGUGCAUCAUUAUGUAG